UUUAGCCGUGAAGAAGUGAAUAGCGUGGAAACAAGUUUUUCUUUACAGCACAGCAUUCACAUAUUAUUGCUUGGCUUUGUUGUUGUUGCGGUUGUUGAAUAUCCACAUAAAGCCACACAUGAAUAGAAAUCUUUUGGAAAAAUUAUAAAAUUUCAUAAAAUUCAUGAUGAGACGGAAAAAAAGCUAAUCAGCACCAAUAAUAAUAUCAAAAAAGACGAAGCUAAAAAAUAAUUAGUGGAAGUGAUCGAAAGGAUUUUGUGAAUUGGAUUAAAAAAUUAAAAUUGUCAAAAAUGCCUUUAAUGGAAAGUACAACGGAAUUAAAAUUCUUCAAAUGUCUUGUGUAUUUUUACGUGAUACUUUUAUCGCUCUCUGGUGGACUUCAAAUAUUUUUUGGAGCAACAUUUGCAUGGAAUCAUCUUUCUUAUUCUUUAGUAUUAGCAAAUAACUUUUGGAUACCGUCAACAAUUCUCUUGUGUUUGGGUCCAGUUACUUAUCUCCUUUGUUGGUUGGGAUGGAAUGCAGUAAGCAAAAGGAAUAGGAAUUUCUUAAGAAUUUUUACAGCUCUUUUGGUGAUAUUAGUUUGUAUACAAUUUGGACUCUCAGCAUGGUCACUAGCCUUGCGCGAAAAGCUUCCAGGAGCUUCAAAAUAUCCACUUGAUUCAUCAUUUGAAGAUUUCAAACUCAAUAUGGGUGAACAUACACACAUUUGGCAUAAGAUGCAGUAUGAGCUGCAAUGUUGUGGAGUCUAUGAGCUUACAGAUUAUUAUCGAACAGGAAGUUCACAUUCGGGAGUUCCUUGGAGUUGCUGUUCAAUUCCUAAACAAUCAGAACACACAGCAUGUCAAUCAUUUCAUCAACGUGGCUGCAUGCAUGUUCUUAGUGACACAAUUCGUGAACGAUUAUUUCAUGUCUCUAUUGUGCUGAUUAGUGCAGCCAUUGUCCAAUCGAUGGGACUUUUCUGCAUUAUUCAGUUGACUAUUCUACUACAUGACGAGGAUAAGAAGUCUAAUGAUCAAACAGAUAUGCCAUCAACAAGUAAUCGUUCGCGAGAAAGAAGAGAACGUCGGAAUAAAGAAUUACUGCCAUUGGCACAAACCUCAAAAGUGCCUGACAAUCAGAAAUAUUGAAAAUUAGAUUAAUUAAACGAAGAUUUUUUUAGACGAUAAGAUCUCGAAUUCAGUCGAUAAUUUCGAACUUAACUUACGCAAUAAAUCCCUAAUUGUUUUUUUGUUUACUUAUGAUUAAUUGAUGUAAAAAAAAAAAAAGGAAUAAUAACCAAUCAUAAUUAAUUUUCUUGGAAAAUUAGCUUUAAAAAAUAAAGACAAGUCG
Molecule: messenger RNA, 1329 nt
Organism: Chironomus riparius
Lineage: Eukaryota; Metazoa; Arthropoda; Insecta; Diptera; Chironomidae
Source: the annotation of a GenBank genome assembly